GGAGGAAAUUACUUUGAUACUUAGAUCAACGGGUGUCGCAUCGCUGACAUCGGGUGACUGUGUCUCUUGUUUCGUAAAACUUUUCAACUUAUUUUCAAACAAAAAUCAUGAGGGAAUGCAUUUCCGUCCACAUUGGGCAAGCCGGUGUCCAGAUCGGCAACGCCUGUUGGGAACUCUACUGUCUGGAACACGGGAUCCAACCCGAUGGUCAAAUGCCCUCCGAUAAGACCAUCGGGGGUGGAGACGACUCCUUCAACACGUUUUUCAGCGAAACGGGGGCCGGAAAACACGUCCCAAGGGCCGUUUUCGUCGACUUGGAACCCACCGUUGUCGACGAAGUCCGGACCGGUACAUACCGCCAACUCUUUCAUCCGGAACAACUAAUAACCGGAAAAGAAGAUGCAGCCAAUAAUUACGCACGUGGUCAUUACACCAUUGGAAAAGAAAUCGUGGAUGUCGUCUUGGACCGCAUCCGGAAGCUCGCCGACCAAUGCACCGGAUUGCAAGGUUUUCUCGUUUUCCACUCAUUUGGCGGGGGCACCGGUUCAGGUUUCACCUCUUUGCUAAUGGAACGCCUCUCAGUUGACUAUGGCAAAAAAUCGAAGCUCGAAUUUUCGAUCUACCCCGCCCCCCAGGUCUCCACCGCUGUGGUUGAACCUUACAAUUCGAUUUUGACCACUCACACCACCUUGGAACACUCCGAUUGUGCCUUUAUGGUCGACAAUGAGGCCAUUUAUGACAUUUGCCGUCGCAACCUAGACAUCGAACGUCCAACCUACACCAACCUGAACCGCCUAAUAGGCCAAAUCGUUUCGUCAAUCACCGCCUCGCUUCGUUUCGACGGCGCUCUCAACGUCGACUUGACCGAAUUCCAGACCAACCUAGUGCCUUACCCCCGAAUCCACUUCCCCCUCGCCACCUACGCCCCUGUCAUCUCCGCUGAGAAGGCCUACCAUGAGCAAUUAACCGUUUCUGAGAUCACCAAUGCGUGUUUUGAACCCGCCAAUCAGAUGGUCAAGUGUGACCCCCGACAUGGCAAAUACAUGGCUUGUUGCAUGUUGUAUCGGGGGGAUGUGGUCCCCAAAGACGUCAAUGCGGCCAUUGCCACCAUUAAGACCAAACGAACCAUUCAGUUCGUCGAUUGGUGCCCCACUGGGUUCAAAGUCGGGAUCAAUUACCAACCCCCGACUGUGGUCCCUGGGGGCGAUUUAGCCAAGGUUCAAAGGGCGGUUUGUAUGCUCUCCAAUACCACGGCCAUUGCUGAAGCCUGGGCUAGGUUGGACCAUAAAUUCGAUUUGAUGUACGCGAAAAGGGCUUUCGUGCAUUGGUAUGUCGGGGAAGGGAUGGAAGAGGGCGAGUUUUCCGAAGCUAGGGAGGAUUUAGCCGCCCUUGAGAAGGACUACGAGGAGGUUGCUGUCGAUUCCAUUGAAGGGGAAGGGGACGAAGGCGACGAAUAUUGAACACACCACAGUGCAUUUCAAUUUUUACUAAUUUAUUACGCUUUUGUAGUUUUGUAUCAGUGAAAGCACUUUAUCAAUAAAAUUAAGUUGGCAACAAU
Tribolium madens (black flour beetle) is the source of this 1558-nucleotide messenger RNA. RefSeq names its product tubulin alpha-1A chain. The record is from RefSeq and is a predicted model, not a curated record. NCBI's taxonomy places the organism in Eukaryota, Metazoa, Arthropoda, Insecta, Coleoptera, Tenebrionidae. Gene Ontology annotation, biological process: microtubule cytoskeleton organization; mitotic cell cycle. The coding region runs from base 108 to 1460 and encodes 450 amino acids. Gene Ontology annotation, cellular component: cytoplasm; microtubule. The transcript is spliced from 4 exons. Gene Ontology annotation, molecular function: GTP binding; structural constituent of cytoskeleton.